Molecule: messenger RNA, 1653 nt
Organism: Monoraphidium neglectum
Lineage: Eukaryota; Viridiplantae; Chlorophyta; Chlorophyceae; Sphaeropleales; Selenastraceae
Exons: 7
Coding region: 1-1653 (550 amino acids)
Source: RefSeq, a predicted model, not a curated record
AUGUCGCGGGCGCUGCAAGUGGCACACACGUGGGGGCAGGCAUUCGGCGACCUCGACCCCGCGCCAGUGGAUGAGUUGGCGCUGCUGCUGCAGACGCGCGACGCGCCGGAGGACGCAGGGGAUCUGCUGCAGUGGAUGCUGCCGCUGUUCGCCUGCCUUGAAAGCCCUGAUGGGAAGGCACGUGCAGAGGAACUUGUGCCGCGGCUGGCGGAGGCCCUGGGGCGGCUGCCCUCUGUCUGGUCGGCGCCGCAUGAGAGCUACCUCCGAGUUCAGGCGGACGCGGCGCAGCUCAUGGCCUCGGCGCAAAGGUUGAUCUGCUUGCCGACCGGGCUGCCGCCGGUGCCGCGGGAGCAGCUCAGCCGCGCGCUGCGCGGCGCGGUCGGCGCGCUGCUCGCGCAGGCGCUGAGUCAGCAGGAGGCGCUGCGGCGCGGCGAGUCAGGCGCCGCGUGGGCCAGGAGCGGCUGCAACCUGCUCCUGCGGGCGCUCACACGAGAGGGCCCGUUCGCGUCGGGCGCGCCGCUGCCGCUGCUGCCUGAAGACGCCGCGGCGCUUCUGCAGGCGCUCCGGCCCGCUGCGGCAGCUGCGGAUGGCGGCGGCCCCCUCGCCAACGGGGGCGGCCCCGCAGUGGCGAACGGCGGGUCGGGCCCGGCAGCUUCCGUGCGGCUGCCCGAGCUGCUGACAGACGACAAGAUCUACAUCCUUAUAUCCAACCUGGCGGCGACGGCGGCGGCGGUGCCGGCGCUCGCGGGCGGCGCGGCGCUGGUGCGGCUGCUGGUCUGGAGCAGCCGCGCGGUCAAGCAGGCACUGCGGCUGCUGGCGCCGCCGAGCGGGCACGAGGGCGCCCCCGCGCCCCCCUUGGAAGCUACCUGCGGCGCCGCUGACCUGGCGAAUGUCUGCGCAGCCCUGCUGCUAGGCGCCAGCGGCGGGGGCGGCGGCGCGGGGGUGGUGACCGGGGAGGUGCCGGUGGAAGUUCUGCGGCAGGUGGAGGAUCUGAUUGAUCUGGCGCUGUCAUUAGCCGAGACCGCUGUGGCGGCCGCGGCGCAGGCCCCGGCAGACCCCAGCAGCGCGAGAGCGCUCUGCCUGGCAGCCCGCGUCCUCGCCGGCGGCGCCGCCCUCGUCGCCGCGCCCGCAAGCGGCGGCAGCAGGAGUGCUGAUAUCAGCGCUGAUGUCAUCUCGAGGCUGCACGACCUUCUGCUGGAAACAGCCCGCCUGACGGCGGCGCCGGACGCGCCGAGCGCCGGCGUUGGCAAUGGGCACGCAGCGGCGGGGCCGGGGCCAGGGGCACCGGUGGGGGAGCUGCCGGGGGGGGUGGCAGCUGAGCUGGCGAGCCCUCUGAGCUGGGAUGUGACGCGGCCGCUGACGCGGCUGUCGGAUGGCACGCAGCUGCGCCACCUACCGCUGGCGGCCGGCAUGGGGGCGCAGCGGCUGCUGCGCGCGGCGGCGGAGGCGCUGGUCGAGGCGCUGGCGGCGGCCUGGGGCGCGGGGGCGCGUUCGGGCGUCAACAUACUGCUGCUGCCGCGCCCCAGCUCGGCGGCGGGGUGGCACGAGCAGAUGGUGGGUCUUGGGGAAGCGUGGGAGUAUGAAUUCAUUCAGCUGCGGGGCCGUCGCAUGGCGACUUGGACCCAACUGGGCAGGCAAGGCGGCAUCGAUUAG